UCAGGGCCAGAUGCGUCUGCUGGCUGUUCUGUGGAAAUGAGAAGUAAAAUAUUAUCAUCGGAUUUUCUCGGAUUUUGUCGCGUUUUCUCGGGUUUUUGACCAUAGAGUGUUGAACGCGCCAUGAAGCAGGAGACCCGGGCCUUUCCCCCUUUAGAAGAUUCCGCGUCUGAGGAGAGCAUUACUCAGGGAGGCAUAAUGAGAAUUUCAGAGAGCCUACAUUCCUUUCUAGAUGACAAGGAGAGGUCUAAGAUAUUUCUGGAGCAGCAUUUAGAGGUCCUCAAAGCUACACAGCAGCAGCAGCUUCAGGAGAUCCAGCUGCAGCUUCAGGCUGGUCUAGAAAGUAGAAUACAGCAGAAUUCUUUGCUUGCUGCAAGCACAGACUCUUCACUCUAUACCAACGGUCUUAAGGAAAACAACAAUAAAAACCGAGGAAAUAUUGACACGUUUAAUCGACCAAAGAGAUCCACCUCCACACCUGACCUGAGCAUCAAGAUGAACCAGAGAAAGUCUUCCGAUCCAACUCGUGCCUGGGCCUCGAGUGCACAUGUUACUCAGUCUCAAGGCAGUCAGAGACAGACUCUUCUCCAGACCAAAGUGCAGAGCAGAUUUGAAAAAGAAGAGAUGGAGUGGGCUGAGUGUCAGAAGCAGUUCCAGGCUACACCGGUCCCUGAGCAUGUCCACAUGUCCCUUUAUGACGACGCAGUCCGCGAGCAGGAACGUACGAGGCAGGAGGGAAUACAGCAGAGGAAAGAGUUCCUCCUGUCCAUGCAGCAGCCGUUCACCUUCCACCAGCGAGAGCAAAAGAAAGACAGGAUAAAACAGGAAAAAGACACAGACAAACUGACAGAAAACAGCAAGCAUGCCUUACGAAGAAAAAACAUACCUAAAGCCGUAACAGACCCAACCAUCUCACAACAUUUAAAAGAGGAAGAGCAGAAGAGGAAAAUCCGCAUUCAGGAGAGGGCUCAGGAGACACUCAGGGCCUCUUCAGCCCCCAUCCAGAUCCAGGUGCCCAGAGUGCAUGGUCAGCAGGCCCGCACUUCCCAGAGGACCAAGAGCAGGGUGCUGGGCUUCCUAGAGCAGAGACCUUCCUUCCAACCAAAGACCAAUGCUGAGGUCCCUGACUUCAAUAAACUGCACCAGGCCUUCCAGAAAAAAAUGAUGGAGGCAGCUGUAAAGAAAGAAGUCACCCGCUGCCAACCGUUCCAGCUGCGCACAUCAACUCUCCAGCCACGUCAGAGUAGGGCCUACACAGACCAAUCACUGAGCUCCAUAAGCAAGAGCAGUCUAAGGAGAAGCAUUUCAUAUGGUGGCUUGACAUCGUUAUCCAUGGACACUCUUCCUACCUACAUAACAGAUGCUGCCAGAAAAAGGUCUAUGGCUAUAAGGAAGUCUAUGGAGCUGAGGGACAGUAAGGAGCAGGAACAUGCAGAGUGGAUGAAGCAACACCAUAUGAAUUCCCAAGCCAUGAGCAGAGCGCUGGUAGCACGGGCAAAAGCCAUGGACCCCCAUAAGAGCCUGAAAGACGUCUAUCAGCAGAAACUGAAACAGCACAGGCAGGCUGAUCAAGAACGGGUGAAAGAUUAUAAAAAAGACCUGAAGGAAAUGAAAGCUCGAGUGACAGUCCGCCCAUACCUUUUUGAACAAGUCUCACAGAAAAAUGCUAAGACUGAUGCAGAACGCAGGUACAGAAGCACCCUACAGCAAGCAGGCUUGGAUGAAAACUUUGUACGAUCAAAAGGAGAAAAUGACAAAAGCAAAACGGCAAGAAGCAAAGGCUCUGAUACUGAAAGUGAUGGUGAUCAACAUGGUUCUGAAUCUGAAAUCCAGGAAAGGGAAGGAUGGGGGAACAACAGCAUCCAAGAUGAGGAGGGAACGGAAGAAAGCGAGAAAACCAAAGAGGAAGAGGUCUGCUGAGAGUGGUCACGCUGCUGGAAAGAAAAUCCGGCGUGUUUGGUGGGGAGUGUGCCAUGGUCAGACACAAGAAUGCUGGCAUGUUUGUGCUGCUAGGACAUUUGAAGUUUGGGAACACCUUGCCUGCCUCAUUGUUUUUACUUUUCAGCUAAAGCAACAUUAUGUAGAAUUUGUUCCUGUUUUCUCCUAAAUUAACAGCCUUACAGCUUCACGUAACAUGCCCCACUUAUAUGUAAUCAGGAGAACAGAGUGUCUGACACUGCUACUGUAUGUCAGGCUUGCAUAAUGCUCUCUGUGCUGGUUCUGUAUCUCUCAGCCUGUCCAAAAAAGUGUGCCCUUUAGUGUUAGCACAAAGUAAAAGCACACUAGCAGGUGACAAAGCCAGAAGUGGUCAUUCAUUUUCUACACCAUUUGUGGUACAAAUUUAGCAACCAGAGGCAAGUGACAUGGCGACAUGACAAAUCGAGAGUUGUAUCUGUUUAAAUGUGUCUUGGGUGCGUUUACACUUGCAUUUUUAUGUGGCUUGGCUUUACCUAAUGUAUAUAACCUGAUGCUGGAGAUACAUGAAGUGACCAGGCACAUACUGGGAAAAAAUGUUUGGGAUUUGGCAUUAUUUGGAGGUAGCACAAGUGCAAAAUAGAUAUUGUAUUCCUUCAGUACUUUUUCAUUUCAUAGUGUUAAGGAAACUAAACUGGUUUAAUCAUGCAAUUGAAAAACAUUUGGAAAAGUUAGGUGUUCCCAAACUUUUGAUAGACACUGUAUAUUUUAUCUUUGUUG
Astyanax mexicanus (Mexican tetra) is the source of this 2691-nucleotide messenger RNA. RefSeq names its product FAM161 centrosomal protein B (gene fam161b). The record is from RefSeq and is a predicted model, not a curated record. The coding region runs from base 121 to 1917 and encodes 598 amino acids. Gene Ontology annotation, cellular component: cilium. Gene Ontology annotation, biological process: cilium organization. The transcript is spliced from 9 exons. NCBI's taxonomy places the organism in Eukaryota, Metazoa, Chordata, Actinopteri, Characiformes, Acestrorhamphidae.